CUUGCAACGAUCCUCCUGCCUCAGCCUCCGAAGUGCUGGGAUUACAGGCAUGCACCACCACACCUGGCUUCCAUAGCAGCUUGAAAACUCACUGAGAGCAGGCGCUCUUUGACACAGACACCUCUGCUGCCUCCCUGACAUGCAGAGUCAGUGCUAGGUGAAAGUAAGUGAAGGAUUUCAAGAGAACAGAGUUACAGAUAACUAAGGGUUGGAUGUUUUAAUGACUAGUUUUAUUGCCCAGGUAAAUAUUCACCACAGUGUCACAAAAAGUCCAUUUAAGAAUAACUGCAUUUUAUUUAUAAACUCAUAGUCUUUAUACAAUAAGCAUUUUAUUAAGUUUCAGAAAUAAAUCUCUUUGGGAACAAUUACAAUGUACUUUAAAUCUUUAGAAAUAAAGACUCCCUCCAACACUAAAAUUUAAGGUUCUGGAAGUUAAAUGAUGGAGGACAGGGCUAAAGACACAAGCUUUAUUUAUUUAUUUAUUUAUUUAUUUAUUAUUUUGCUGUGUUUUGAGAAAAGGGCCUUGCUAAGUUACCCAGGCUGGGCUCCAACUGUCCAUUUUCUUCUCUCAGUCACCCUAGUUGCUCUAAUUGUGUGUCCCACCAUGUCUGACACAGAAGACUGCUUCAUUCGGUACGUUGUUCUUUUUAUUUUGUAUUUGUCUUUUUGCAAUAUUGGGUACAAACAAAUGGUAUCCUGCAUGGUAGGGAAGUGUUUUACCACUAAACUAUGAACCCAGUAGAGUCACUCUUUAAGACACUUGGAUAAGUUUUGGGUUAUGUAUUUUUUUCACUUAUUAGUAUUUCAUUUAAGACCCUGUGAUUAAAAUUGUUAUUAUUAGUUUUUGGUACCAGGAAUUGAACUCAAAACCUCACACUUGUCAGCAAGCACUGUGCUUGCUGACACUGAGUAAUAUCCCCAGCCCUAAAAUUAUUUUUAUAAUUAGAUACUGUUAGUAUAUGGAUUUCAGAUUUAUUCAUUUGGAUACUGUGCAUUAACAUCAGAGGAAUUCUAAUACAGAGUUUAUCUCUUGACCUUUUUAUCUUAUUUAUUUUACACUUUGAGACAGAAUUCCUCUAGGUUGCCCAGGCUGACCAUGAACUUGCAGUCGUCCAGCCUCCGUGUACUCAGACAGGAUUACAGCCACAUAUCAUUGUGGCCCAAAGACCAUUUGAACACACCUUUCUACAAACAUGCAAAAUAUUGUUUAUUCAAGUAUCUGAGCCAGCAAUUAACAGAAAAAUAACAAGCACAUAAGAGGCUCUGAGUGUGAUCCCAACAAAAUAAAAUGAAUGAGUAAAUAAAAUAUAACCACAGAGAGAUACUGAAUACAAAGACAGUAGCAGAGGGAAGGCUAAGAGGAAGUAUGACUGCAGUAAAAGUCCCUGAGGAGGCUUCUGCUGAGCGAUCACUUGAAUUAUGAGUUGGCCAGGUGAGGUCUUCUGCACCUGUACCUUGGCUACCCCAGAGGCUGAGGCAGGAGGAUGACAAAUCCCUACAAAACCUGGGCAACUUAAAAAUACCCUCCUUCAAAAUAUCAAAGAUUUAGAUGAAAAAGGCUAUCGAUAUAACUUGGCGACAGGUCACUUGCCUAGCAUGUGGGAAGUUUUGGAUUCACUCUCCAGUAACACAGAUGAUUUAAAAAUUUAAAAAAAAUACAAAAUGAAAAGAUUGGGACUUUACUCAGUGGUACAGCAUGUAUUUAGAUUGUGAGAGGACCAAUUCAAUCUUCAACAUUGUUAAAUAAAAUCAUUUUCUAUCCCUGCAUAAUUGCUUUGUUUUCUCCACCUUGUUUUCCUUAAUGUGUGUCACUAAUUGCCCGCCUGGACUCAAAAAGCAGGUUGAAAGCUUCCUGAUGACAGGCAUUCUUGGGCAGAAACAGUCUUUGUUGUGUCCCUGAUGUGUAGAGGCAACCCUAGGUGAAUGAAAAUGAAUAUCUGAAGAGAAGUAAAUUAUAUAUAACUGACCGUUGGGUUGGGUCAUCUUUACAGAUUAGAAUCUGGCGCAGUCAUCUCUCACAUGUUAGUUGGCAUAAAUAUCCUUUCCUAAUGAACAUCUUCAGUUUUGCUCCUAGGAGGCUGAUUCCUGCCACUACCACUGACCAGUAUCCAUCCCUAGGUCAGUGGGUCUCUGACCCUGCUGGGCAGGGCUCCUCAGGGUCUUCACCCCUUGAACCUCCCUGUUUGUGGAGGUUCUUGUAAGAGUGCAUUUUUUUGUCAUCAACUCCUUAUGGUGAGUGACACACUCGGCUUUCCUUCUCUCCUGUUUCUUCACCACCGAGGUCCAUGAAACCUGCAGUGUUCUAUGAGGGUAGAUGUUGCAGGUAGGAUGAGAAAGAGUUUGCAGGCCUAAGAGAGCACAAAAAUGAAGCUCGGAGGGAAAACCUUUAUCUAUUUCCAGGUCUCAGUAAGGAGGCUGCCCAUGCCGGGGAGAGCAAGGGGAAGCAUCUUGGGUGGGUCGCAUGGCAGAGCCUUUAUUGGAAUUUCUGAAGGCGCAGCAAGCCAGAGCUGGUUGGAAAAUUGCAAAAAUUCCAAUGGGACAUGUUUGUUGGGAAGGUCACUAUAUGAUGACACUUGGCCUGUGAUGAUUUACAGCAUGGGAAAUAUUAGGGAAAUACCUUGUGUGAGAGAGUUAGGUAAGGAAGGUGUUGGGAGUGUAGAUGCAGGAAAUGUAAUUUUGCAGAAGAAGGACAUGCUGCUGGUGGAAUUGAUUAUGUUUGGAAGAUUUGGCUGUCUUUUUUUUUUUUUUUAAUGUGCUGCUGGGGAUUGAACUGAGGGCCUUGGCAUGCAAGGCAAGAGCUCUACCACUGAGCCACAUUCCCAGCCCAAGAUUUGGCUAUCUUGAGGAGGAGAUAUCUACCAGACCAGAGAGGCUUGGAGGCAUACAAACUUCAUAAAAUACAGAAGGAGGUUGAUUCCUCUCACUACCACUGACCAACAUCCAUCCCUAGGUCAGAAGGUCUCUGACCCUGGUGGGCAGGGCCCCUUAGGGCCUUCAUCCCAUGAAUCUCCCUGUUGUUUGUGGAGGUCCUUCUGAGGGUGCAGUUUUUUUCAACUGCUUAAGGUAAGUGAGACACUUGGCCUUGCUUCUGUCUUGUUUUCUCAGUGCCCCAGUCCAUGACACCCGCAGUGUUCUCCCAGUGUGGAUGGUGGAGAUAGGAUGAGAAACAGUUUGCAGGCCUGGGAAAGGACAAGAAUGAGGGCUGGAAGGAAGACAUUUAUCUACUUCCAGGUCUCAGUAAGGAGGUUGCCCAUGCCAAGGAGACCCAAGGGGAAGUAGAAGUCAAUGGGGGAAGAACCUCGGUUAAUGGAAGUGGAAGUGUUUCAAAAGAAAGAAAUUAUAGCUAACUAAUGGUUGGAUCUUUACAGAUCAGAGUAUCCUCCUCUAUCCAAACCAUAGUUUUUGCCUGAAGGCAGCGGAAUGAGUGGUCUCUUGUUGACAACUUUCCAUUCCUCAGUUACUGAGGUGAGCUGGACCUAUGUCUUCCUACUCCCUCCCACAGCACCUGGACUUCCUGCCACCCAAACGGCAUGCACCCUGCUCCUUUACCAUAAGUCAGGGCCAAGCCCAUUUGCCCAGAAAAUCCUUCCACUCAUCCACAAUGUAUUGACCAUGAGCAAUGUACUUUACCUCUAGCCUGUAAAAUGGAAUAAUGGCAUCCACCGUUCUCCCUUCCAGUAUACAGUUCAAACCAAAAUACUCUCCUCCCCCUGCUCUGCUUUUCCCUCCCCUCUCUGCACCUAUGAUUAAGAUUACUUUCAUUUUUUUUUUAUAAUUAGAUACUGAUAGUAUGUGGAUAUGUAUUUUCAUUACUGGGGAACCCACUGUAGAAAACUGGCAUUGAGCUACAUCUCCAACCAUCCAUAUAUAUAUAUUUCUUUUUUUUUCCUUUUUGGAGACACUGUCUUGCUAAAUUACUAAGUUGCCCAAGGUGGUUUCAAGGUUUUGAUCCUAAUGCCUCAGCCUCCCUGGAUUUUUUAUUGUAGUAAUACAUAUAGAAUCUAAAUGCACAGUUCAGUGACAUCAAGUAUAUUGACAUUAAAUUGAGUUUUAAGUCUCCUUUAAACAACCAUUUUCCUAAAAUAAAUAAGAUUUAAAAUCUGGUUCCUCAGGUAAGUUAGCCACAUGUGAAAUGCUCAUGUUCUCUUUUUCAUAAAUAGAUGUAUAACAUGCAAAUAAAGGUAAUUUUAUCUCCUUUCAGGUAGAAAUAGCUUGGCUUGAUGUUGAUGUGUCAGUGGGCAAACUUUAAUACUGCAUUUAUUCAUUGUUUAAGAUAGAACGCAUUUUUGUUGUGAAUUCAUCAGGAAUGGAUUUCCAUUGUUUACAUUAGAAAGUAAUAUUUUUCCUUAUAAGCUCAGUCAGCCAGUCAGACUUACACCUAUUUUCCCUUUCUCCUUUGAAACUCUAAAUAUACUGAAUCAAACUUCCUGAUGAAUCUUGUCUUUAUUAUCACUUGAAUUAUCAGUCUUCAUUUCUGUACACAAAAUCUAAGGGCAAUGGAAUUCCAAGAGAGACAAACUUUGCUUCCAGUUGGCAUUUGGUCCUGACUGCUGGCAGCCUUUAUUUGCCUGGGAAAAAAAUUCUGCUUAAUCCUCAACGCCCCAUUUCAAAUGUCACUCCAUUUGCAAAACUUUUCCUGAACACUAUUCACUCAGGUUAAGUCCAUCCACUGGCCCCUACUAUUACUGUCCUCAUUUGUUUUAUUAUUAUUAUUUUUUUGUUCUGGAACCGGGAAUCAAACUUACGACCUCGCACUUGCCAGGCAGGCGCUGUGCCACUGAGCUAAAUCCCCAGCCCCUUACUGUCCUCAUUUGAAGCAGGGUGAUGCUGUGGAUAACCAAGUAGGCACAGCUCCGGAUACCCAGCAAAAUAGUCUCUGGAAAGUAGGUACAGCACCUCCAAUGCAUGGCUCUGAGUUCCAAAUUAAUAUUUUGGGACUCCAUAAAGGAGCAUCUCUGGGUCUGUCACCCCAAAACAAGUGAAGUCUUAGAUUUGGGGCAGAUACUGUGCAGCUUCAGAUUGAAUUCCGAGAAGACAGUACUCAGAAGAUGAAUAAAACCUGCCUUGAAAACUUUCAGGCUUUCAUGUCUUCUGUUGGUUUUGCGGGGAGGGGUGUUAAUUACUAUUAUUUACUCUGAUAAGUUAAAUUAGCUUUUCAUUUCAUGGCAGUCUAAAGCAAGACUUGAACAACCCAACUAAUAAAAGCUGAAGCUGGGAUUUACACCGUCUGUUUAUAAACAGCACCGUCUGAAGACUGUCUUCCCACCUGGUCUGCAGGGACAAGUCUAUUGGUAGUGACAGCUAAGCACUCUUAAACAGUGCAAGGAAGACUUGAACAAUGACCAUAGUUGACAAAGUUGAGUCUUCAGACCCAGCAGCCUGUCAGAAUCAGCCUGGCUGUUCCGAGGCAGUCUCUACUGGAGACAUGGAUGCAGGCUCUGCCGGCUGGAGUGCUGUGUCUUCAUUAAGUGAUGUUUCCAAUCACACACUUUCUUUAGGACCAGUACCUGGUGCUGUUUAUUCAAAUUCAGCUGUACCUGAUAAGUCAGAACCAUCACCACCAAAGGAUCAAGCCCUGGGUGAUGGCAUUGCUCCGCCACAGAAAAUUCUUUUUCCCUCAGAGAAGAUUUGUCUUAAGUGGCAGCAAACUCAUAGAGUUGGCGCUGGGCUUCAGAAUUUGGGCAACACCUGUUUUGCCAAUGCAGCAUUGCAGUGUUUGACAUACACACCACCUCUCGCCAAUUACAUGUUAUCACAUGAACACUCCAAGACAUGUCAUGCAGAAGGGUUUUGUAUGAUGUGUACAAUGCAAGCCCAUAUCACCCAGGCACUUAAUAAUCCUGGGGAUGUUAUUAAACCCAUGUUUGUCAUCAAUGAAAUGCAGCGUAUAGCUAGGCACUUCCGUUUUGGAAACCAAGAAGAUGCCCAUGAAUUUCUUCAGUACACUGUUGACGCUAUGCAGAAAGCAUGCUUGAAUGGCAGCAAUAAAUUAGAUAGACACACCCAGGCCACCACACUUGUUUGUCAGAUAUUUGGAGGAUAUCUAAGAUCUAGAGUCAAAUGUUUAAAUUGCAAGGGCGUUUCAGAUACUUUUGAUCCAUAUCUUGAUAUUACAUUGGAGAUAAAGGCUGCUCCGAGCGUUAACAAGGCAUUGGAGCAGUUUGUGAAGCCGGAACAGCUCGAUGGAGAAAACUCCUACAAGUGUAGCAAGUGCAAAAAGAUGGUUCCAGCUUCAAAGAGGUUUACUAUACAUAGAUCGUCUAAUGUUCUUACGCUUUCUCUGAAACGCUUUGCAAAUUCUACUGGUGGAAAAAUUGCUAAGGAUGUGAAAUACCCUGAGUAUCUUGAUAUUCGGCCAUACAUGUCUCAACCAAAUGGAGAACCCAUUAUUUAUGUUUUGUAUGCAGUGCUGGUCCACACCGGAUUUAAUUGCCAUGCGGGUCAUUACUUCUGUUACAUAAAAGCUAGCAACGGCCUGUGGUAUCAAAUGAAUGACUCCAUCGUAUCUACUAGUGAUAUUAGAUCGGUACUCAGCCAACAAGCAUACGUGCUCUUUUAUAUCAGGUCCCAUGAUGUGAAAAAUGGAGGUGAACUUACUCAUUCCACCCUUAGCCCCGGCCAGUCCUCUCCCCGCCCGGUCACCAGUCAGCGGGUUGUCACCAACAAGCAGGCUGCACCCGGGUUUAUUGGCCCACAGCUUCCCUCUCAUACGAUGAAGAAUUCACCUCACUUGAAUGGGACCGGGCCACUGAAAGACACGCCAAGCAGUUCCAUGUCCAGUCCUAAUGGAAAUCCCGGUGUCAGCAGGGCUAGUCCUGUUAGUGCUUCUACUUCUGUUCAGAACUGGUCAGUUAACAGACCCUCUGUGAUUCCAGAACACCCUAAGAAACAAAAAAUCACCAUCAGUAUUCAUAACAAGUUGCCUGUUCGCCAAACUCAAUCUCAGCCUAACCAUCAUAGCAGUUCCUUGGAGGUCCCUAACAAGCCUGUUCCUCCUUCUACUGUCACCAACUGUUCUGCGAUACAGUCUACCUCGAAUGCAUCCACUAUACCAGUUUCUAGUAAAGUAGCAAAGCCACUCUCCCCAAGUGAGUCAUGCUCCAAGCCAGUGAUGAAUGGGAAGUCCAAGAUGAGCUCCAGCGUGCUGGUGCCCUAUGGCGCAGAGUCAUCUGAAGAGUCCGAUGAAGAGUCCAAGGGCCUGGCCAAAGAGAAUGGUGUGGGAAGGAUGACCACAGCUCACUCUGCAGGCCAUGAAGCUGAAGAUGAGGAGGCCCCGCCACAUGAGCUUCAAGAACCUGUCACUCUAAAUGGUGCUAAUAGUACAGACAGUGACCCAAAGGAAAACGGCUUGUCAUUCGAGGGUGCCAGUUGCCAAGUCCAGCCUGCUUUACACUCGGAAAAUCCCUUUUCUAAAGCAAAUGGUCUUCCUGGAGUGUUAAUACCUGCUUCCUUGCCUUCUCUUCCGGAAGACAAAAUCUUAGAGACCUUCAAACUUAGCAACAAAGUAAAAAGCUCAACAGAUGAAACAAGUCUGCCUGGAACAGAGAGAAGUCCGUCAGGGGAGCUUGCUGUGGAGCUUGAGGCUGGCAGUGCCACCACGGGUUCCCAUGAGAAACUGGACCCCAUCACAAGUCUGUGCAGCAAAUUUAAGAAGGCUUUGCUGUCCCCUGAUAGCACCCUCAAAUCUACCAAAGAAGUUGUCUCAGAAAACAGUUCAGCCAAACCUGAUGAAUCUUUGCCCAUCGUUAACAACCUUUGUAACACCAAGACCAACUCUGGGGAUGAUCAACUUCCUGAACUCUAUGACGCUGGGAACUUAACGCAUGAGGGCAGUGAAAUGCCCCAAGAGGUCAAAGGGUUGUUAAUUGAGACCCUGCAGGAUUCUGGUCCAGCAGAAACAGCGGAGAAGCUGAGCCCGGCUCCGCCCGCACAUUCGGAAGGUGGAUGUAAGCAUGAGCUCUUAGUUUACCUCAGCAGAGGCGAGAGUGGUGACGCCGAGGCCCCGUCCCGGAGCACAGGUGUAUCUGCUGUCACGCUGCCCUCUGCUCCACCACAUAGGACCACAGGCGCCCAUCCUGAAGGGGGCCCUGAGCACAGUCUCGGGGAGAGGUGCAGCGAAGGCAAGGCCAUGCAGAAAGUUCCAGAUCACCCUCCAGUUAAAGAGAAAAUCAGCAGCCUUAGAAAAGUUGACCGAGGACAUUACCGUAACCGUCGAGACCGCUCCUCCAGUGGGGAACGUGUGCAGAAAAGUAGGAGUCGGAGUCGGAGCAGGACUGAGGACCACUGUCACAAAAAGCGACGCUCCUAUACUAGAAAGCACAGCAAGCAGGAGUGCCACAUCAUGGAGCACUGCAACGGGAGCCAGCACCUUCUGUGCUACGGUGAGAGAGUCAGCCCAGGCGAGCGCCGAAGUCUGAGCAGGUACAGCUACCACCACUCACGAACCAGGAGUGGGGCUGACCAGGACUGGAGCCGAUACCACCACUCGGACAGCGAGCACGCCUGGCUCCCAGAGAAGUACUACCCUGAGAAGAUGCGGUGGGACAGGUGCAGGUACUACCCCGACAGGCAUCAGCUGGAUCCGGAUCUUCCGGCAGUGUACUCUGACGCUGACCUCCACAGACACAAAAAGAAGAAAAAGAAAAAGAAGAGGCACUCAGGGAAGUCAGAAGACUCUGCAAAAGAACCAGGAUUGCACUCACCAAAGGCCUCGAGCUAUGAGACUGUCCACCAUUUCCGGAGACCCGAGGGCAGCUUCCUGCUCGCGAAUGGCCUGGCUGUGGAGGGCGUUGGACCUUUCCGAAAGAAAACCAAGCAUUUAAGAAUGGAGAGCAGGGCCGACAGGUGCCACCUGUUGGAGUAUGGCCAGGAUUCAACAUGUUCCACAGAAGCCAUCCCAACUCAGCUUAAAUUAUAAACAUAAAUUUGUUCAAAUCUGCGUGGUGCUUCUUUAGUAAAUACUGUACAGAUUUUACCAUGAAUUUUUUUUUUUUUUUAGUUUUUACCUUUUCUUAAUUGCCCUUAUUCCAAAAGGAUGAACACUUUCUACAACUGCUGACCAUUGUAAAAUACAGUGUAUAUAAAUCACAUUGAAAAUAAUGCCCUGGAAUAGAACAUCUCAAAUGCUGCUUAAUUACAGACUCAGGUUGAUUACUUGUAUUUCAUGUAAUGUUCCUCCAAGUUAGACAUCUGAUGGUGCAAGACCAACCGGGAAACCAUGGAAUUAUUAAAAGUACAAACUGACAGUGCGUGUAUUUAAUUUAAAGACUUAUUUAAAAAUUUACAAGCUCUCAACUAGACUUUGAGGGCAGUCUGUUUUCUGUAAUGUCUGAUACUAGAAACUAAUUUGCUUCAUAUUUUAGUUGUAUUCAAGAUUUGAAAAUGUAUUUUAUAGACAAGUUCUGUUUUUGAACUUUGUGGAACUAUUCCAAUCAACUUACCAGUUAUGAUGAGUAUUCACAUUAUGAAUGUAUAAUCCAAACAUUAUUUGUAAAGCUUACAGUAUGUUUUUAUUACAUAACACUUUUUUAUACUGUGUCUUGUCAACUGUAUGAUAUUGGAGUCUGAGUUGUCAGCUUGGUCCCUUAAAGUUUCUAGUUACAGACAAAAUCAUACUGUGAUUUUAUUUUUAAUAUGGAUAUGCUAUCAAACUGUGAUACACUUAUAAUUCACUGGUCCUGCAUCAGGAGACGGAGUGGGGAAAACUGUAUUUAAUACAGUUUCUAUCUGAAUAAUCUGUAUGGUUUAUACAGUUUGUGUUGUUCAGAGAUGUCUAAAGUUUGAUCUUUGUUUUUUUAAAGAUUAAAAAAGCACUUGCCCCACUGUAAAUAUACAGCAUGUAAAAUUUAUAUAGUAUAUAAAUGGCAGCAAAUUAAACA
Molecule: messenger RNA, 9878 nt
Organism: Chinchilla lanigera (long-tailed chinchilla)
Lineage: Eukaryota; Metazoa; Chordata; Mammalia; Rodentia; Chinchillidae
Product: ubiquitin carboxyl-terminal hydrolase 42
Biological process (GO): regulation of apoptotic process; protein deubiquitination
Cellular component (GO): nucleus; cytosol
Molecular function (GO): cysteine-type deubiquitinase activity; cysteine-type endopeptidase activity
Source: RefSeq, a predicted model, not a curated record